AGACGUGCAAAUUUAGGCAAACGUUUUGCUUGCGAAGGCUAAAUUUGUUUUUGAACAACGCAUCGAAUAUAUAUAUAUAGCUUGGUUAAUAGAAAUUGCUAAUGGAUUUGCAGACUAACAACGAUAGCGCUUUGGAAGAUGGAGAGCUCUCCUCCAGCGACGAUAUUUAUACGCCGCUGCAGCGACCAGUGCGUUUAGUGAAGACUUUUGCGAAUCCAUUAGCCAGAAAGGAUGACGAGUCCGAGUUCAAUACGCUGUCAUCGUCGGGUGAAUCUUCGGAGGAGGACUGCAUUAAAAAGCAACGAACAGAGACUGCGCCGGCCGAAGCCAAAAAGACGCGUAAGAUAAUGGUGCGUGUAUCGUCGGAUACAGAUGCACAUGGAGCACGCUUUAGGAACUACAACGUUUGGACUGCGGCGCUGCAGGAGGAGUCGCUAAGCGAGAACAUGCGCAGCUGCAAUCUCACGCGACAAGUUGGUAAUGAUCGCAGUGUGGAAAACUAUGCAUUUCCACAAAAGCAUAAGAAAUCGCUUAAGCGUCGUCUAUUCGACUCGCCGAAUGAGUCGUCAGCACUAAAGCGCGGACGUCAAUUCAGCUGCAGCAACGAGUCCGCCGCACAGCAAGCUAAAACCUCAGUCAAGCAACGGCUGGGCCAGCGCGUACGACGUGGUAAUAACUUCGGCAAGCCUAGACAUAUACUCGACUUGAAUGAUUUAAACGCUCGCGAUGCUUGCGAUGUCGCUAGCGAAAUGGCCAGCAAACUAUAUGAGCUUAAGGAUGAGCUUAUCGUGCGUGUGGUUCAAGUGCUUGGCAUUGAUUUGCCAUUGCAGCUUUACAAGCAGACGCAGCGCAUCGAAGCAGAUGGUGGCAUAAUGAUUAAGAAUGGAAAUCGUCGACGUACACCGGGCGGUGUUUUUUUGUUUCUGCUAAAGCAACAUGAGCAAAUAACGCCAGCGCAACUAAAGUCCAUUUUCAGUGAGGAUAAGACAAAAUCUCGCAAGCAACAAGUCGCAGCAUUUAUGCGUGAACGUAAAAUGGAAGAGCUAAAGAUUUGUCUCCACGAACAAAUGUCCCUUGGCUCUGGCAAGCAACGCAUAUCGAAUCCUACGCCUUCGCCUGAGCAUGAACCGCAAGAGAAAACUCAUGAAAUAAACAUGAGACUAGUGGGAAACGCUGAGAGAAACGAUUUGAUUAGCUACGACGAUGAUAUUUUGGAUGUCAAUUGUGCUGAAAUGGAUUUUUUUUAAACGAACGCUAAGCGCAACUAUGUCGCAAGGUUUUUUUUGUUGUUUUUUCUUUCAAAAUCUGUUUAUA
This is a messenger RNA of Drosophila busckii, 1314 nucleotides long. Its product is annotated as phosphorylated adapter RNA export protein. Gene Ontology annotation, biological process: snRNA export from nucleus. The record is from RefSeq and is a predicted model, not a curated record. Gene Ontology annotation, cellular component: nucleus. NCBI's taxonomy places the organism in Eukaryota, Metazoa, Arthropoda, Insecta, Diptera, Drosophilidae.